ACAUGCUUGGAAGUACUUGGUAGUGUUGAUCACCUGUACCCCAGCACAACAGCUCCAGCUUAAUCCUUUUCUAACACAUCUCUCAGAACAUGGGGGAAAACGAUGAUGAAAAAUACAGUCAAGCUGGCCAGAUAUUUGAAAACUUUGUACAAGCAUCAACGUGCAAAGGUACUAUUCAGGCCUUUAAUAUUCUCACUCGCCAACUUGAAUUAGAUCCUUUGGAUAAUAGAAACUUUUACACCAAACUGAAAUCAAGAGUGACCACAUGGAAGGCCAAAGCUUUGUGGAACAAGCUGGAUAAAAGAGCAAGUCACAAAGAGUAUAAACGUGGAAAAUCUUGUAUGAACACUAAGUGUUUAAUUAUUGGAGGUGGCCCAUGUGGCUUGCGGACUGCCAUAGAACUUGCUUUCCUGGGAGCCAAAGUUGUCAUCGUGGAGAAGCGGGACACUUUUUCAAGAAACAAUGUGUUGCAUCUCUGGCCAUUUACAAUUCACGACCUCCGGGGACUGGGAGCAAAGAAAUUUUAUGGGAAAUUCUGUGCGGGAUCUAUUGAUCACAUCAGUAUUCGACAACUUCAACUUAUCCUCUUCAAAGUUGCACUUAUACUAGGAGUUGAAAUCCAUGUGAAUCUAGAAUUCAUGAAAGUCCUGGAACCUCCUGAAGAUCAGGAAAACCAAAAGACAGGUUGGAGGGCUGAAUUUCUCCCCGUGGAUCACCCUUUGUCAGAGUAUGAAUUUGAUGUUAUUAUUGGUGCAGAUGGCCGCAGGAACACAUUAGAAGGUUUCAGGAGGAAGGAGUUUCGUGGAAAGCUGGCUAUAGCUAUCACUGCCAAUUUUAUAAACAGAAAUACAACUGCAGAAGCCAAGGUAGAAGAAAUUAGUGGUGUUGCUUUCAUCUUCAACCAGAAGUUCUUCCAGGACCUUAAAGAGGAAACGGGAAUUGACCUGGAGAAUAUUGUUUACUAUAAAGAUAGCACUCAUUAUUUUGUGAUGACAGCAAAAAAGCAGAGUCUUCUGGACAAAGGAGUGAUUAUAAACGACUACAUUGAUACUGAGUUGCUCCUCUGUGGGGAAAAUGUGAACCAGAGCAAUUUGCUGUCCUACGCCAGAGAAGCUGCUGACUUCGCAACCAACUACCAGCUGCCUUCCUUGGAUUUUGCAAUUAAUCACUAUGGGCAACCAGAUGUAGCAAUGUUUGAUUUUACUUCCAUGUAUGCAUCUGAAAAUGCUGCACUAGUGAGAGAGAGGCACAGACAUCAGCUCCUGGUGGCGCUUGUUGGAGAUAGUUUGCUUGAGCCCUUCUGGCCAAUGGGUACUGGCUGUGCAAGAGGCUUCUUAGCUGCUUUUGAUACUGCAUGGAUGGUGCGGAGCUGGGCUCAAGGAAAACCUCCAUUAGAAAUCCUUGCUGAACGAGAGAGCAUUUAUCGACUCUUGCCUCAGACUACCCCUGAAAAUAUUAACAAGAACUUUGACCAGUAUACCAUUGACCCGGGAACAAGAUACCCAAACUUGAACUCAAGCUGUGUUCGACCUCACCAGGUGAGACAAUUAUAUGUUACCAAUGAGUUACAACAAUGUCCUCUUGAAAGAGUAAGCUCCAUUAGAAGAUCAGUGAAUCUCUCAAGACAUGAGUCAGAUAUUCGACCUAACAAGCUUUUGACCUGGUGUCAGAAACAGACGGAAGGGUACCGUAAUGUUAAUGUCACAGACCUGACUACCUCCUGGAAAAGUGGCCUUGCGUUGUGUGCAAUUAUCCAUCGCUUCAGACCUGACCUCAUUGACUUCGAUGCUCUGAAUGAAGAGGACAUCGUCAAAAACAACCAGCUGGCAUUCGACGUUGCUGAGCAGGAGUUUGGGAUCCCCCCUGUGACCACGGGGAAGGAGGUUGGGUCGGCCAGGGAGCCUGACAAGCUCAGCAUGGUCAUGUACCUCUCCAAGUUUUACGAACUGUUCAGGGGCACACCUCUGCGGGCAGUAGAUGCUGGUGACAAGCAAAAUGGAGUAAAUAAUGAUCUUUGUUCAGCAAAAUCAUCGAACUUCAUCUUUAAUAAUUACAUCAAUUUAACUUUACCAAGAAAACGAGUACCAAAGGUUGAAGGGAAAACAGAAGAAAAUGAGACUAACAAAAGACGUCGAAAAGGUCUUUUUGGUGUCUUCGAGGAGGCUGCAGGCUUUUCAAGCCAAGGGACAAAUGCUGGCAAAGAACAGAGUGAUGGCAGAGAAGGAAUGAACCAGAAUAAAGUUAAAUCAAUGGCAACUCAACUGUUGGCAAAGUUUGAAGAGAAUGCUCCAAAUACAAUUUUGAGGAGGCAGGGAUCUCUGCGAAAAGAAUUUCCUCAGUCUAUUGGGGGGAGCGACAUUUGUUAUUUCUGCAAAAAACGGGUAUAUGUUAUGGAGCGGCUGAGUGCAGAAGGCCACUUCUUUCAUAGGGAGUGCUUCAAGUGUGAAAUAUGUUCUACAACACUCCGUUUAGGAAUUUAUGCCUUUGAUGUUGAAGAAGGUAAAUUUUACUGUAAACCUCAUUUUACACACUGCAAAAUCAGUACUAAACACAGAAAGAGAAGAGCAACAUUACAGAUCCAGGGAAAGGAGACUACAGAAGCAUGGAAGAAAGAGGAACCCAAACUUACAGAGACCACCACUGAAAGCACUUUGUCUACUGCUAGCAGUCCAGAGGACAGGUCCCCAGGUAUCCUGACUUCCUUCUUUAGGGGCACGCUAAGCUGGCCCCUUCGGGUGACAAGGGAUCUGCUUGACAUUCCCAGACGCCUGUCUAACUGGAUGCAUGGUUUUCUGCACGCUACCAAUCUUCAUUUCAGGGACAAUGCAUAUAACUAUACCUACUUGUACGAACUCUUGAGCCUUGGUGUGCCAUUCCUCUGUGCCCUUCUAGAGGUACUUACUCAUAUGUACCGGGAAGCAGAGCUAUCACUUGAAAAUGUGCUUGAAUGGGUGAAAAAAUUCUAUAGGGUUUAAAUUCUUCUACGUGUCUUGCUCAAUUGUGCCUUUCAGAUUUUCAAAAUUAACAGCCUCGCUAUUUUCUUGAGGGGUUUUUUUUGGCAGGUGUUUUUUUGGUUUUUUUUUUUACUUUUCAUGCAAUUUAAUGUGUGACUUAAAUGAACAGUGGAUUCUUUCUGAUAUAAAUGAGGUGCAAUCAAAAUUUUCAAUAUAAAGUGUACUGUAUGUUAGAGCAUGAAGGGCAGUGUCCAGACACAUUUCCAGAAUACGAGGAUGGAUGAAGGAUAUUUUGUAGAUCCCCCUCCUCCCUGCCCUCCAUUUUAUCCUGUGAUCAAACUGUUGGGGGGAUGAUACGUUUUUAAAACCGUUUGUGGUUUUUUGAGUUUUGGUUGAUUUUUUUGUUAGACCAAGAAAGAAUGUGUAUUCUUUCAGAUAUUUGGGGAAUAUUUAUGACAAAUGACUGGGUUUUGAAACCUGAAUAUGGCGCAUACCUUUUUUUUUUUUUUUUUUCCUUGCUUUCAUCUUUGCUCUGGGUUAUGAGAUUUAUAACUUGCAUGAAUAUGUUAAAAAAAAAAAAAAUCAUGUACUUAAUUCACAUUGCUUCUAGUCAUGCCUUUUACAUUCCUUACAUGUGAUGGAUACCCUUUGUUGAUAGUGGGUACAAUCUGUACUACUAAUUUAUUUAAAGUUUUGAAAUAAAUUUGAAGAGCAAAUCUUAGUUGAGUGAAGGCUUGAUUGAAACCGUAAGUCAAAGGAACUGGUAGUGUAAUUAGACCUGACUUAUUCCUCAAGUAAAGGCUUCCUCAUUAGGUGGCUGAUUCAAGGAAUAUCAAUUACGGAGCACUCAUCUGUAACUGAAAUCACUGCUGUUGUGCCUCUGGGUGGGCACUGUUCCUGUUGUCUUUUACAAUUUUUAAAAAAAUAUAUGCUUAGAACAAACAACAAAAACCUACAGAUGUAUUCUAAGGAGAUUACUUCUUAAUUGGGUAUUUUAUUAAUUUCAAUGUAUAAAACUGAUGGCAGAAAGGUGAAAUUCUAUAAUCUGGAGCAGCCAUUAAGUAAAUUUCUUUCACAUGUCUCUCAACAAGGUCUGCCUUAAUCAGAAGGUGUCAGGACAGGUUAAGUAAGCUAUUUAACGGCAAGGAGACAUCAACAUCCCAAAUUCUGAUUUACGUUCAGCCUUGCUAGCCAGUGAGGUAAGCAUGCUCCCUGCCUCUCAAAUACUUAAAUGUUUAAAUUAAAAGGUUAGCCAGAAAAUAGGUAAAUACAUAAGCAUAGUAAUAUGUACAGCCUAAAAUUAAAAGCAUCUAUAGCAUUUAUUUCUAGCCAAAAGAAUGUGGCUUAAAUAAUAGGAAAUAAUGUCGCAUUCAGUUAGUACCAAAGUUGAAGAUCACCUUCCAGUGGUCUUAAAUGACUGUGUUGCUUAUGGGCUGGCAGGUUUUUUUAAUUUUUUAACAUAAUGUUGGAAAAGAUUAUUUGAAUUGUUUUGUUUCUUAGGUAUUAAAAGGAAAUGUGUCUUCUGUUUAAAAUAAAUGACAAACUGGAUUUUUCUUCUAGAUAGUUCGACUUCCUUUAAACUACAAGAAUAAAACUUUUCACAUUUUAGAGUGCUUAUGUAUUUGGGGAAAAAUUCUUAAGGAUAUGCACAAAACUUGAAAAAGUGCUUGAAGAAAAUUGUUUAGGUAUAAGGUAGCAUUAAUUUUAAAUAAAUUGCCAUUGAUGUUCAAAUAUGUAUUCAGCAAAAUUUUGCUAGAAUAUUGACUGGACACAGUGACAAUUAUAGUAACAUGGUGAGCAUCUGUAUAUAUGUGAAGAAAUGUAUCUGUACCUCUUUGAUAGCAUUUGAAAAAAAAACCCUCCUUUGGAAUGCUGUAUACUUUUAAAUUAUUUGCUAAUGAUAGUAAUUAUUAUACCCAAAAAGGAGAAAAUCUGCAGUGUGAUUUAUCAUGUUACUCCUGCAACACAGCCAACUGCUAAGUGGUAAAAUUUUAAAAUUUGGCUUGCCAUCAGUUUUGAUUUCAGUUUGUCAAUGUUUUUUCCUGACAUUUUCUCCUGCUGUUUACUACAGGAAAUUUUCUGCUUUUCAGCAGAAUGCACAUAAUGGUAAACUUACAGAAAAUGGUGAUAUAGUAAGAAACUUGGAAAUCUCUGAUAUCCAAUUAAUUUAAGGCAAAUGAAUCUUACUAGUAGAAAGCUUAAAAAUAAAAUAAAAGUAUAAAAUAAAACUAUGGUAUUGGCUUUAUAUAUAUUUAUAUAAUGUGGAAUAAAAUCCCUACAUUCCCACAACAGCAUUCAGGAACUUGCAUAGUGAAAGCAUUUUCCUGAGGAAUCUUAAUUACACUACAUGUUCCGCUGGGAGUUUGCAGGUGAUUCUGUUGGGAAUGUUUUUUAUUGGUAUCAAUCUAAUUGGUAGUUGGUUUUUUUGGUUUUUUUGGGUUUUUUUUUAAUCUUAAUAUUCUGCUAGUAAGAUUUGUACCUAUUUGUACUUCUUCAUGAUUUAAUGAAAAAAGGUGGUUGCAUUUUGGCCAGUUCUUCUUUGUGCCUACAUAAUGUUUCUGAUGCUUUCCUAUAUAAUCAAGUUAAGUUCUGUGUCUUUUUUUUUUUUUUUCCUGCUGUCUUGUCUGUCAAUCUCCCUCCUUGCUUUUAGUCCAAUUCAUCAUUCCAGUGCUGCACCCGCUCACUGGCUGAAGCUUUUCUGCUCUCAGGUGAUUUUUUCAGCUUUCCAGUUCCAAAAUUGUGUGACUAACACUGUUGUUUGACAGCAUUUCAUUGCACGUUUUUUUUUUUUUAAGACUUUUUGAGCAAACUGUGUGUGUCUGGUAUAUUAAUGGAUGCAAGCUUUGGCAUGAUCAUUUAACCUGUUCCUGAGUUCAUGGUUCUAGAAAAGGUAACGUCUGCACUCUCUGUAGAGAAUAUUUUGCUCUCUGUGUCUAUGCAUGUACGCUUCAUUGUGCCUUUAAGGUAAGUUAGGCAAGUACAUCGUUUCUUGAAAGAACUAGUUAAAGCCUUCUUUCUUUCAAGUAAUGAAGGAAAGAUUUAAAAAAAAAGGUCAGGACAAAUUAGCCAGCUGAUUCUCCUGGUUAGCGUGAACACCUAUUUCCGUUGAGCUCAAAUAUGCAAUGAGCAAGCAACAUGUGAGCGCUGUGAUGCUUCCUGAGCGCUUCUUUGCUUUUGUACUGGAAAAGUACAAU
This is a messenger RNA of Egretta garzetta (little egret), 6148 nucleotides long. RefSeq names its product microtubule associated monooxygenase, calponin and LIM domain containing 2 (gene MICAL2). The coding region runs from base 90 to 2975 and encodes 961 amino acids. The record is from RefSeq and is a predicted model, not a curated record. Gene Ontology annotation, molecular function: protein binding; FAD binding. The transcript is spliced from 18 exons. NCBI's taxonomy places the organism in Eukaryota, Metazoa, Chordata, Aves, Pelecaniformes, Ardeidae.